This is a messenger RNA of Oldenlandia corymbosa var. corymbosa, 3429 nucleotides long. The record is from the annotation of a GenBank genome assembly. NCBI's taxonomy places the organism in Eukaryota, Viridiplantae, Streptophyta, Magnoliopsida, Gentianales, Rubiaceae.
AUCCCAUUUCGCAGUAAAAGAGAAAAACACAAGAAAAGAAAAGAAAAGAAAGUGACCGGAAAAAGAAAAUAUGAACUGAGAAAAAAAAAAAGAAAAAAACGGUUUCCAUUUCCCAUUUUCAUAUUAUAUUCUCCCACUGUUCUUCUUCUACUCCUUAUUAUUAUGAUUAAGCCAAAUUAGCGAAUUGGACUUUAUUGACCAGAGCAGCAACCAAAAUUUGACCCAUUCACCCCCAAAUUUCUUCUAUUACCAAAAGGUUCUUUCUCUCCGUUUUUUUUUCUUUCUUUCCAACUUUACCCUCUCUUUCCUCCACCAUGGACCCGCCGGAGAACACCGGCCCCGGUGGGCUCGACUCCGCCCAGAAAAUCAUUCUCCGAUGGGACUCCACCGCUUCCGAAGAAGCCCGUGACAAGAUGAUCUUCGACGGUGACCGUCAAGAAAUCGACAAGUACUUACACGCCGUCGAUGAAAUCCAGCGCUCACUGGAAUCUUGCAACAUCUCAUCCUCCUCCUCCUCUUCCGCCGGGCACGACGGAGGCGAUGACCAUGCCGUCCAACCCAACAACGCGAUCCAGAUCGCUAUGGCCCGACUGGAAGACGAGUUUCGCAAUAUCCUCAUAGCUCAGACGUCUCCGGUGCCGGAAGCUGACUUGCUCGCCGAUCUGAACGCUUCCUUCGCCGGAGGCUCCAGCAGGACCAGCACCAGCUCCGAAAUCAACUUGACCUUGGCGGAAUACGACGAGUUGCUCGCCGCCGGCGGCGUUGGCUCUGAGACGCCUCGCCGGAGGGAUUUUGAUCAUCAAGAGAGCGGGAACAGUAGCAACUACAGAUCGACAAAUAGCAUCCGGCAGAUUGAUCUGCUCUCGGCAGAUGCAGUCUACGAUCUCCGGAGCAUAGCGGAGAGGAUGAUUGCCGCUGGGUGGGCCCGGGAAUGCAUCCAAGUUUACGGCGGCGUACGGAAAGCAGCAAUCGACGCUAGUUUGCGGAAACUUGGGAUUGAGAAACUGAGCAUCGGAGACGUCCAAAAGCUGGAAUGGGAAAUCUUGGAGAAGAAAAUCAAGAAAUGGAUAAGGGCUGCAAAAGUGGCCAUCAGAAUACUAUUCGCUUCCGAGAAAAAGCUCUGUGAAGAAAUCUUUGAGGGGUUAGGGACCGCCACGGAUGAUUCUUGUUUUAUGGAAACUAUUAAAGGCCCCGCAGUUCAGCUUUUUAAUUUCGCCGAAGCUAUAAGUAUAAGUCGCCGGUCGCCGGAGAAGCUGUUCAAGAUACUGGAUCUCCACGAUGCUAUAUCGGACUUGUUGCCGGACAUUGAAGUCGUGUUUGAAUCGAAAUCUUCCGAGUCGAUUCGGGUUCAAGCCGUGGAGAUAUUGUCUCGUUUGGCUGAGGCAGCAAGAGGGAUAGUUUCGGAAUUUGAAAAUGCUGUUCUCCGGGAACCGUCUAGAGUUCCGGUGCCCGGAGGAACAAUCCAUCCGUUAACUAGGUACGUGAUGAAUUACAUCAGCUUAAUUUCAGAUUACAAGCCCACUUUGAGUGAAUUAAUCGUGUCAAAGCCAUCCACUGGUUCGAGGUAUAAUCCGGGGGAUGAUCCGAAUAACACCCCUGAUUUGGAUUUGACGGAAUUCGAGGAAGAAAAAACACCGUUGGCCCUUCACUUGAUUUGGAUCAUUGUGAUUUUACAAUUCAACCUGGAUGGCAAAUCCAAGCACUAUAAAGAUACUUCCUUGUCACAUUUGUUCAUGAUGAAUAACGUCCAUUAUAUUGUUCAGAAGAUUAAAGGGUCGCCUGAAUUGAGGGAAAUGAUUGGAGAUGAUUAUUUGAGGAAACUGACUGGGAAAUUCAGGCAGGCUGCUACGAAUUAUCAAAGAGCGACUUGGGUUCGGGUUUUGUAUUGUUUGAGAGAUGAAGGGCUUCAUGUGAGUGGGAGUUUUUCAUCAGGGGUGUCUAAAACUGCCCUAAGGGAAAGGUUUAGGUCGUUCAAUGCCAAUUUUGAAGAAGUUCAUAAGACUCAGGCGACUUGGUUGGUUCCAGAUGUUCAGUUGAGAGAGGAGCUGCGAAUUUCAAUAUCUGAGAAGUUGAUACCGGCUUAUCGGUCUUUCCUGGGACGAUUCAGGAGCCACAUUGAAAGCGGGAGGCAUCCAGAGAACUAUAUCAAGUAUUCUGUGGAGGAUCUUGAGAACUCAGUUUUGGAUUUCUUCGAGGGACACCCUGUUUCUCAGCACACGAGAAGGAGGUCUCAGUAAAAAGGAUGGACGAAUGAAUGGAUACGUAGACACGCAUCCAUUUUUUAUAGUGUAGGGAGAAAACACUAUUCUUUGAAUUUUUUUUCUGUUGAGUGCUUGGGUUGUUGGGAUGUGUUGGAUGGAUUAUGCUUACAUAUGGAAAACAUUGGUGGCUGCUUCCGAGUCUGAUGAGAUAUUUAUCAUAGACAGGAUCCAAACUUUGCAGCAAGGAGCUUUAUUAGAGUUUUGUGUAUUCCAUUGAUCAGUCUGGAUAUCCAUCAAUCUUCCUCCCCCGCCUGAAUGCUUCAGCAAAAUUGUAAGCAUGGUGUUGUUGUUUUGUAUCACUUUUCUUUUUUUCCUUACGGUUUUUUUAGAUUGGUUCAUUUGUUCAUAUGGGAAUUUUUCUUGUAACAUCCUGCUGUUGAACACUUUGUAUGAUGCAAGUUUAGAACAAAAGUUAGGAAAGGCCUUAAUAAAAUCUCUAUUCCGCAUCACUGUGACAACAAACCAUCAGAUAUUUUAUCAUACCUUCUAUUUUUCAGAAGCUGAAACUGUGGCCAAAGUAUCUUCACAAUUUCUCGUCCUUCCUUACUAGUUGGUUAGCUUUAUGCUCAGAAUUUGGUUUUCUUCACAAUACGAUUGGCAAUUGUAGUAAAUACAAACGUUACCUGUUGUUAGUUGAUAAUUAUUUGGCCAAUAAGAAAUUCAAUUCUGACAGGAUAAACUCAGCGUUGAAAUUUUAAGGUUGGUCCUUACCGAUUCUAAGUAGUUCAGAAAUUGAUCUGAGGUGAUAGGAAAUUCCUUACCAAAUUUGGCCCUGGAUCUAAUAGUUACACUUCAUAUGUAGUUCAGUAGUAUAGUCCUGGCAUUUAUGCUAACCUCACUGUGGUGAAACCAUUCUGGUGUUAUCCAGAUGAUUUUGAGAUGACAGAAAGAAGAAAAACAGAAGCAGAAGUGUUGACAAGCUUUCAUUCAGUGGCUUCUUUCACUGGGUCAGUAAGGGAAAACCUGAACUCCCAUUUUAGGUUUAUUGAAAUUGUUUGAACUGGCAGCAAAACCAUAUGUAUCAUUGGUUUUUUUUUUUUUUUUUUUUUUUUUGGCUAGCUCUUUAUCAUUUUCACUUAAAAUAGUUGAACCUAGGACCCAAUUGAUUUGUUUUGCAUGAUCUUCUUAUUUCCAUGAAGUUUGGGAAACAUUUCCUGGUAAUUUCAAC